Messenger RNA from Xiphophorus hellerii (green swordtail), 1079 nucleotides. Its product is annotated as retinal cone rhodopsin-sensitive cGMP 3',5'-cyclic phosphodiesterase subunit gamma-like. Gene Ontology annotation, biological process: visual perception; positive regulation of epidermal growth factor receptor signaling pathway; positive regulation of G protein-coupled receptor signaling pathway. Bases 273 to 701 code for a protein of 142 amino acids. The transcript has 4 exons. Lineage: Eukaryota; Metazoa; Chordata; Actinopteri; Cyprinodontiformes; Poeciliidae. Gene Ontology annotation, cellular component: photoreceptor outer segment membrane. The record is from RefSeq and is a predicted model, not a curated record. Gene Ontology annotation, molecular function: cGMP binding; 3',5'-cyclic-nucleotide phosphodiesterase activity.
GAAAUGUCCAGAGAUCACACUCGCGUGUUCUUGACGUUGGGUGUUAUGCAAUGCUUGCAGAGGAGUGGGAAGAUAGUGAGCAUCAUAGCACAUUUCACAUAUUCAUAAGUAACAAUAACUGGUCCUUACACGGCACACUUCUGGAAGGUUGUGGAAAUAUUCAAAUUGUUUCCAUUGUUCCUGAUUACUGUUAAGUGUCUCUCUUGGGCAGAAAAGGUAUCCUUAAAUGCCCCCUGACCUCCCCCAAUGUUCUGUACCCAUAUGGAAUACAAAUGACGUGUGUACAGUUUAUUGGCUUGUCGCAUGUUAAUCUCCUCAAAAUCUUAAUAAAAGGACAGAGUGAAGCGCGAGAGUUAUUUGGCAUAAAGAGAGAUCUCUGUCGGAUUACCAGGGAAGAUGCACAAGAAGUGUUGUCACAAAACAGAGGCAUGAAUAUGGACAUAGCCAAACCUGAAGCAAAGACUGGCGGCAAAGCCCCUCUUAGAGCAACGGCUCCUGGUUCGCCACGAAAGGGCCCACCCAAGUUCAAGCAGAGAAACACUCGUCAAUUCAAGAGCAAGCCCCCGAAGAGGGGAGUCAUUGGCUUUGGAGAGGAGAUUCCAGGAAUGGAGGGACUUGGCACUGAUAUCACAGUGAUCUGCCCCUGGGAAGCGUACAGCCAUUUAGAGCUACAUGAACUUGCUCAGUACGGCAUCAUUUGAAUCUCUUCACUGUUAAACAGCUUCUUUUUUUUUUUUUUUUACUAAAAAGAGGAUGUAAUUCAAAAUGAUAUCCAGAGAUUAUUUUAAGCAUUCAUGAAUAUGGAUCACUACUGUAUGGCAAACAUAAAGCUAGAAAUAUGUUAGGAUUUUAUGUAAUACAUGUCUGCAUAUUGUGUAUGCUGUUUUUUUGUAUGAUAAAUGUAUUUCCUGAGACUCUCAAGCUGCCAUUUUCACGCUCUAAAACGCCGUUGCUAUUCUUGUGUCAUUGCCUGUGGCUGCAGAUGGAAAUGCAGCUGAUAGCUUAGUUACUGGCCAGCAGGAGAUUCUGUCAGCACUGUGUUUUUAUACUCAAAAUAAAGCUUUGACUUUUUAACAUGA